Messenger RNA from Nelumbo nucifera (sacred lotus), 1927 nucleotides. Its product is annotated as vacuolar protein sorting-associated protein 26A-like. Lineage: Eukaryota; Viridiplantae; Streptophyta; Magnoliopsida; Proteales; Nelumbonaceae. The record is from RefSeq and is a predicted model, not a curated record. Gene Ontology annotation, biological process: intracellular protein transport.
UAAAUAUAUAAUCAGAGCUAACCGCCGGGAGUGUAGAAAGGGGAGGGUAGACCAUCUCUUCUCUGAUCCACCUCUUCAGUUUCACCGUCGUCUAAACCCACUGCAACCAUUACUGCUGCUGCACAUCGUCUCCCAUCCGCUGUACAAUCUAGAAUUGAGCGUUUUGGCCAUCAACCGAACCAUGCAAUGUCUUGAACUACAAAGAUUUCAGACCCCACCCAUUCUCCGGUGUUUAGCCUGAGAUGAUCGAGGCAUUCCUCAUCUCAGAUUGCGGCUGCCACUUCUCUGUCCAAGCGUCAUCUAUUAUUUUUACGAACUCAGCCUUUAGGAGCACAAUGAACUAAGAUUUACGCGAGGAAUCUCAUACUACCUAGCCUUGCUUCAAUUUUUCAGUAACUGAUUCACAUCAGCAGCAUCAUUUCUUCUUUCCUACAGAGGCUGCAAUAGAGGUGUUUUAUGCAAGAUAAAGCCUCAGGUUAGGAUUUGAUUGUAAACCAUGAACUAUCUUAUUGGUGCUUUCAAGCAGCCAUGCAACAUUUCAAUCAAAUUUUCUGAUGGAAGAACUCGCAAGCAGGUCCCUCUAAAGAGGGAAAAUGGUCAAACAACCAUGGUUCCUCUUUUUCAAAACAAGGAAAACAUUGUUGGGGAGGUUUCUAUAGAACCAACUCAAGGGAAGAAGGUUGAACACAAUGGAGUGAAAAUUGAGCUACUUGGUCAGAUAGAGCUGUACUUUGACCGGGGCAACUUUUAUGACUUUACCUCACUUGUACGUGAACUUGAAGUGCCUGGUGAAAUAUAUGAAAGAAAAACCUAUCCUUUUGAAUUUUCUUCUGUUGAGAUGCCAUAUGAGACAUACAAUGGGGUCAAUGUGAGGCUUAGGUAUAUUCUGAAAGUGACAAUCAGUCGCAACUAUGUUAGCAACAUUGUUGAGUACCAGGAUUUUGUGGUUUAUAAUUACACACCACUUCCGUCAAUUAAUAACAGCAUUAAGAUGGAAGUUGGAAUUGAAGAUUGCCUGCAUAUUGAGUUUGAGUACAAUAAAAGCAAGUAUCAUCUGAAGGAUGUAAUCAUUGGUAAAAUAUAUUUUCUUCUGGUGAGAAUUAAGAUUAAAAAUAUGGAGCUUGAGAUCAGACGUCGAGAAUCAACAGGAUCAGGGCCUAAUACAUAUGUUGAGACAGAGACCCUUGCAAAAUUUGAAUUGAUGGAUGGAGCUCCAGUAAGAGGGGAAUCAAUUCCAAUCAGACUAUUUCUGAGCCCAUAUGAACUUACUCCAACAUAUCGUAACAUCAACAAUAAAUUCAGUGUGAAGUAUUACUUGAAUCUUGUUCUUGUGGAUGAAGAGGACCGACGGUAUUUCAAGCAGCAAGAAAUUACAGUUUAUCGUCUCCAAGAAACUUCUUGAUUGUAUGACCAUGUCUCAAUGUCUCAGACUAUCUUGAAGAUAUUGCAAUGAUUGGUUUCCUUCUACCAUGGUACCACCUUGUAUGAAACUCUGGUUUCGAUUCGUAGAAGUCUUUUAUCCUACCUUCCAUCCUGUCUUUUCUUUCUUUUUUGUUUCCUUUUUUUUUCUUUAGGGGUUGAGGGUGGAAAAGAAGGUUGGGCUUUGGGGAUCAGGUAGGAAAUUCCUACAAUGGAAGAUACUAAGGUUUGGUUUUUCAGCAACUUUGCCUUUGCCAUGAGUAGCAGUGACCUUAUCGUCAUAGAUGCAUUGACAGUGCCUUGUGGAUUUGAAUGUACUCUUCGGAUUUGGUCUGUCUUAUAUUGUCAUAAAUUACUGGCAUUUGUGAUGUGGCUGUCCAAUCUUGAACAUAUUGAGAUGUUGUGUUGUGUUGGCUUUUAAAGUGUUGGUCUUAUUGAUGAGGAUAAUAGUAACAAUGAUGAUGAUGGUGAUGAUUACUACUAUUACUACUACAGUUAUUCUACUUGC